CAGGGGGAAAAUGUGUAAGUAAUGAAUUACUCCUCUUCUAGACACCUUCUAGUCCACAAAAGCUAGGGGGAACUUCAAAGGUGUGAGAUGUGUCAUGUCAAAAACAUGUUUUUCUUUUCACUCACUUCAUUGCAUGUAUCUAAAGUUUAUAAAAUGUUUUUACAUAAAAUGCAUUAGUCCAUACCAGCACCAUGCAAAAUAACAAUGAUUUGCAAAUGUAUUUCAUAUACUCUGUGUAACAAUCAUUAACAUCUAAUAAUGAAUUAUGAUGCACUUUAAUAAUGAUUAGUGCAGCUACAGUAGGUUUCUAUUGCCCCAAACCACUACAAAGCGGGGGUGCGUUUAUAGAAAGCGUCGUUGUCUGACCACUGUUGCAAUCUUACAACCGUUGUUCGACGAUUUGGUGUUUCUCGUUUCUUGAACGACGAAAGUUGCGACGCAGUUACUACGGUCGUGAGUACGUCGGUUUUUACAGCCUAUGCUCCAGUGCAUAGACACAGUAUACUAUGUCUAUGUCUAUGCUCCAGUGUACCAUCCUUGUUCAGCAAAGACUUUAUUAACGUCGUUAUUCUUGAAACGCACCACUGAGUAGUAGUGCCAUGGCAAGGCUCACUCCAGAGAUGACGUCGUAUACAAUCUUCCUACUUUAGAACUUCUCUCGUUUGCCCUAAGGUUUCAUUUUCACUCAGAGAAUCCAGCAUCUGCAUCUGUUUCAGCCCCCACACCACAGAAAGAUGAAUCCAGUUUCCACUUACUUUCACACUUCCACGCUUACUGAAACAAAGGAUGUUUCUACCUCACCAAGGAUCAAUCCCUAAAAUGACCAGGGGAACAAUGACAACCAUCUGAUUCAGUCUACGGCAGCCAAAAACAGACAUACAGCACUAUUAUGGAAGAUGGACUGGCUAGCUCAGUGAAUCGUAUGGCCGAUGCCCUGUCCAUGCAUGAGUUACGGACACUGCACUUCCUGUGCUCAGACCUUCUACCCAACACCUGUGUGGAAGACCUGAGAGGGGCCCUUAUCUCGCUGGCUCAAGCCGCUGGGAACAGUCAUUCUACCCGUAUGAUCCUAACGGAGCUCAUGUUUCACUUGAAGCGCUUCGACAUUCUGAAGAAGGUUCUAGGGACGAGCCGACAGGAGGUGGAAAGUAUGCUGGAAAGCAGACAGGUCCUCUCUAGAUACAGGGUGUUGAUGGUUGAUCUGAGUGCUGAUCUUGGGAAAGAUGAACUCCACUCUUUGGUCUUUCUCCUUAGUGGCAGACUUCCCCGUGUAAAGCUGGAGAGUGCCUCUAGCUUUCUGGAUGUGGUGACAGAACUGGAGAAACUCGAUGAUGUGUCCCCUGAAAAGCUGGACCUAAUUGAGCAGGGCUUCCAGGACAUUCACAGAGUUGACCUUGUGAGGAAGAUCCAGAUGUUUCAAAAGAAAGGAACUCCUAGGAAACAUUUGGACCACAAUCAAGAGACCAAGAGAGGAGUCUGUUCCCCUACCAGUCCCCCUCCUCGCCUGACCGUCUGUCCUAUUGUACAGACUAAGGGAUCAUCUUUAGCAUCAAAAGGGCUAAAGAUGUCAGUGGCCGAAACAGGGGUGCAUUGUCAACAGGCCCCUGAAGAGUAUAUCAUGGAAACCAUUCCCCGUGGUGUGUGCAUAAUCAUAGACUGUGUGGGUUGUGAUGGAGACAUGCUAAAGCAAACAUUUCAGCACUUGGGCUUCAAGGUCAUCCUGCAUACAUUACUGUGUUUGGUGGACACCCACAGUGUCCUGAGGGUACUGUCCCGAAGUCCAGACCUUCAGAAAUCAUCAGCAUUCGUCUGCUGUCUCCUCAGUCGUGGUUCGGAGACACAUAUCCUCGCCACGGAGUCCAGUGGCCCCGGUCUGAGCCUGGUUGCUGUAAGGCAGCUCUUUGAUGCACAAAGCUGCCCAGCAUUGAAAGGCAAACCCAAACUUUUCUUCGUCCAGAUCUAUGCGAUUCAGGAGGCCCAUGUUUGGUCCUCACAGAUAGACGAGUGCCUGGAGACUGAUGAUUGGGGACCGUCUGGGUGUUCGAACUGGCAGACUGAUGCUGUAAAAACGAUUCCAGUCAGCGCAGACGUGUUGAGCUGUGUGUGCAUGACUGACGCCCAGUUGUUGGAUAGGAGGGGGCACCAGUCUGUGUAUUGGGAGGUCAUGAGGUCAACCCUACUGAGGUUUCAUGGCAGGAGAAUACCACUGCUCGACGCGCUCACCGAGGUGAACAGAGCAGUGUGUGAAUACAGCCAGAGGAACGCCAACGAAAGCUACAGCAUUAGCCUGAGUCAUACACUGAGAAAGACUCUUUACCUCUAAUACUCAAAAUGUGAAGGAGUGAAUGAAGGAAACAGGAUGUAAGGUUUUAUGUCUAAGAAGAAACACCCCUAGAAACACCUGUAUAACCGAGUGCUUGGUAGAAUGAAGGAAAUACCAGGUAGCAAAUGUCUAAGCUAUACCAAAACCCAUAUUCUCUUUUAUUCUACACACUACUAAACUAUAUAGACUACUAAAGCCUGUGAAGUUAACUAUCCACAGUGGUCUCUCCUCCUUGUACAGAAAAGUUAAGCUAUUUUUUAUUUCUAUUCACCGCAUAAGCAUUCAUUUUAUAUUAAUAAUAUAUUAAUUUUAUUAUUUGUAUAUUGUAGGUGUUUGUGUUUUUAUAUUUAAGUUUACACUAUACAGGCAGCUUAUUAAACCACCAGGAAAACGGUAAUUUUUGAAACAUGGCACAAAACAUGUUCACCAAUUUAAACUUCUACCAUGUUUAAUGAUUAAUGUAUUUUAAUUGUAAAUGUUAUAAAGCAUUUAUAAUAUAAUGUAUUUAACACAAUUAUCCUCCUGAAUUUGAUUUAGUCAUUACCAUAUCAUUUUUGUGACACCUAAUGACUUCUAACUACAAUUUAAACUGUGUCCACAGAGGAUGGUUCAAUCAUUCAUAAGUAAUAAAAGAUAUUUGUGUAUGAUUAAAGACUUUUUCAUCAAAAGCAACAUUUAAUAAUAUUUCAUAUGAGCAAGAUUGUUUUACAAGGUUUCACAGUUGUGUCCCAACUUUUUGUCAAUACCGUCAGACAUUCAUUAAAAUGUAAAACAUUUAGGCAAUAUCAAGGGCAGCAGUUGUUUUGAAAGACUCCUUGUCACAUUUAGCAUCUGCAGAAUACAUAAGUGUCAGACAGACUGUGAUUAGUUUUAUAGUUUUUUGUGAAUGUUAUAAAUCUUAAUGUUAAUAUCUCCUCUGUCACAACCAUGAUAUCUAAGCACCGUCUCUAGAUUUCUGGGGAAAUAAUUUUUGAAAUUCUUAGAAAACGAAUUCUUAUGAAGUAGAUUAUGUUAGCAGCAUCAGAAAACCCCAAAUUUGUUUUGUGGAAAUAAUGCCUUAUUUGUCAACACUGUCAGAUGUCAACUUCGUUAGAUUUUCUUUCUAUAAAUAAAAUGUUUUUAAAAAAAAAA
Messenger RNA from Clupea harengus (Atlantic herring), 3454 nucleotides. RefSeq names its product CASP8 and FADD like apoptosis regulator a (gene cflara). Lineage: Eukaryota; Metazoa; Chordata; Actinopteri; Clupeiformes; Clupeidae. Gene Ontology annotation, biological process: proteolysis; regulation of apoptotic process. The record is from RefSeq and is a predicted model, not a curated record. Gene Ontology annotation, molecular function: cysteine-type endopeptidase activity; protein binding.